This is a messenger RNA of Armigeres subalbatus, 5988 nucleotides long. RefSeq lists its product as uncharacterized. The transcript is spliced from 3 exons. The coding region runs from base 1 to 5988 and encodes 1995 amino acids. The record is from RefSeq and is a predicted model, not a curated record. Lineage: Eukaryota; Metazoa; Arthropoda; Insecta; Diptera; Culicidae. Gene Ontology annotation, molecular function: nucleic acid binding. Gene Ontology annotation, biological process: DNA integration.
AUGGUGCAAUGCGACGUGUGUUCUAAAUGGCAUCACUUCCAGUGUGUAGGAGUCACGCAGCAGAUAGAGAAUUUUCCCUGGAGUUGUGCCAAAUGCGAAUCUGCGAAAGGUGUCCAGGAAACCAGUUCUACUGCGGCUUUUCUUCAGCAACGAGGUGGUCCAUCGUCCAAAUCGAACCAGCAGCAUCCACAGCAACGACAUCAGCCGCAGCGACCUGAGAUAACAGCUAGUCAACUAGGUUUAUCGCUUGCCGCCAACGAGUCAAACCAACCCAAGGGAGCAGAUCAAACACCGUUCGUCACUUCGCUGCAGUGGAUUGUGUCUCCGUCUCGAAACGGAACCAAGGCCUCAUCGGUGUCUUCAAGUCGAUCUUCACAAGCUCUCGCUAAGCUAAAGCUUCAAAUGCUGGAGGACAUGCGGAACGUCGAGCGGUGUGAAGCAGAGCGACAACGAGCAAUCGCAGCGGAGGAAGCUAAAAAGGAAAGGGCAUUCCUGGAGCAGAAAUAUCAACUGUUGGAGCAAGCUAUGAGUGAAAAUGGCUCGUCUAAGAAUGGAUCAAUGAGCAGAACGCAGAACUGGAUCGCAUCUACGAACGCGGCCCGCGGUGUGCCCAUCGCCUCCAAUGUUGAGAGCCAGAUCGAACCGACCAUGCACGCUGGUAAAAUGCAACUAUGGAACCCAGCAGUUGCACGGAUUGGUAGUACUCGCUCAUCGCUACCAGAGCCUAAUCCCCCUGAUCCAUUCCCAGCACCGGAGUCCAUGCUGAGCUACAACGUAGAUCCUCCGGCUUUGAGUGCCGGAAUGCAACAGUUAGCUCUCGGCACAACAAGUCAAGCUCCGUUACAGGAACAGUAUCAACCCAUCCCAAGGGUUGAACCUUCGCGACGGGUUUCCAUGGCACAGUUGCCUUAUUCAGGUAGAGUGGCUGCACCUACCAUCGUCCACAGCUCGGAAGUAGAUCCGUUGCAUCGGUUCUCACGUAACUCAGCGGUUCCGGAGUAUCAACGAUUUGUCCCAGUCUCGAACCGGCAUUCGGUUCAUCAGCAAAAUCAUCCUCAUUCAUCUACGUUGCAAGGCCACCAACUCUACAAUCAAGAUCAAGAGGAAGUAGCUGAACCGUAUUCGAUCUCACGCCAGCAGUUGGCCGCCCGACAAGCAAUUUCAAAGGAUCUUCCAACCUUUUCUGGAAAUCCAGAAGAGUGGCCUCUGUUCCUAUCUACCUUCAACAGCACCACCGCUCUGUGUGGAUUCACCAAAGAGGAAAAUAUCGUCCGCUUGCAGCGAAGCUUGAAGGGUCGAGCGCAUGAAGCAGUCAAAAGCCGGCUGCUACAUCCAUCGAACGUCAGCGGGGUUAUGUCGACGCUCAAAAUGUUAUUUGGGCAACCGGAGGUGAUCGUCCAUUCCAUGAUGUCUAAAAUCAACUCCCUUCCCGCAUUGAGGGAGGACAAAUUAGAAGCCAUCGUAGAUUUUGCCGUCAGCGUUGAAAACUUCUGCGCAACCGUCGACGCAUGUGGAUUGGAAGAAUACUUCUACAAUAUGACCUUCCUUCACCAACUCGUCAACAAACUUCCACCAUCGAUCAAGUUAAAUUGGGCGCAGUACCGAUUAUCGCUACCUACGGUCAAUUUACCGUCUUACAGCAGCUGGCUCUACUCUCUAGCACAGAGAUUCCCAAACUCCAAGAAGAGCAACUCCUUCGUCAAUGCUCACACCCAGGAAGUAUCAAAAGGCCAUCGCUUCGCAGCGCUAUCCAACGUGAAAACUGCAGCCGAUAGCUGCCUAGUUUGCAAAGGAAGCUGCAAAUCGAUCACCAAAUGCACACGUUUCCUGGAGUUCUCUCGCGAUUCUCGCUGGGCGACGGUUCGAGAUCUAGGGCUCUGUCGCCGGUGUCUACGCCAACAUAAGGGUGGAUGUCAAGCCAAAUUGUGUGGGAAGAAUGGCUGCGAGUUGAAGCAUCACGAAUUGCUGCAUAAUGACCAGAAGAACACAUCGCUGCCGUUGAAUACUUUAUCGACCGACACAAGCAAAUUAUCGCCGAUCCAGCGUCAAGAACCUAUACCAGCUCCGAACUUGGGCGAGCACGGAUGCCAUGCCCAUCGGAUUACCACUAGUCAGGUGUUGUUCCGCUACCUACCCGUAGUGCUGCACGGUAAACACCGAUCAAUUGAAACAUUCGCCUUCCUGGACAACGGGUCCGAGCUCACCUUGCUCGACAAGGAACUGGCGGAUGAGCUGCAACUUGAGGGAGAUGCGGCCCCGCUAUGCUUGCUUUGGACUGGAGGAGCGAAGCGUCGAGAGGACGACUCAAAGAAUGUCAAGCUUGAGAUAGGUUCAAAACACGACUCCAAGAUGUACACCAUGCAAGGGGUACGCACAGUUGCUGAAUUACUCCUUCCGACACAGUCUCUCAAUGUCGAAGAGUUGUCUGAGCUAUAUCAACAUCUCAAAGGUCUUCCGAUCACCUCCUACCAAGAUGUCCGGCCAAGAAUUCUCAUCGGAAUGAAGGAUCAGCACCUCAGCCUUGUUAAAAAGAGCCGCGAGGGUGCGCUGCACGAGCCGAUCGCUGUUAAAACCCGGUUAGGUUGGACAAUUUGUGGUGGAGGGAGUCACAACAACGCCACCAAUUUAGUACACUCUGUGUUUCACAUCUGUGCCUGCAGCCCGUCUUCGGACGAGGACCUACAUAAAAUGAUGAAGGAAUACUUCGCAGUAGACAGCCUGGGAGUUGUUCAGCCGAAGAAACGUCUCGUCUCAGCAGAAGAAGAGCGAGCGCAGAAUCUGCUCGAAGGCCGCACAGUGCUGAAGGGAAAACGCUACGAAACUGGCUUGUUGUGGCGCUACGACAAUGUUCGGCUGCCGGACAGUUUUCCGAUGGCCCUCCGACGACUGCAGUGCCUCAAGAAAAGAAUGGAUAAAGACUUCCAACUAGCGGACGCCCUCAACAAGAAGAUAAUUGAUUUCGUAAAAAAGGGCUAUGCGAGGAAGGUCACCGAUGAAGAACGUUCCAAAAACUUCCCCCGGACGUGGUAUCUACCUAUAUUUCCGGUAACGAACGCCAAUAAGCCAGGCAAGAUCCGUAUGGUGUGGGAUGCCGCUGCAGUAGCCCACGGAAUAUCCCUUAAUUCCGCGCUACUCAAAGGACCGGAUCAACUCAGCGAGCUGUUUACCAUACUGGUACAAUUCCGUGAAGGCCGGGUCGCUCUAACUGGAGAUGUGCGCGAAAUGUUCCUGCAAGUGCUCAUGCGUCCGGAAGACCAGCAGUGCCAGAGGUUCCUCUGGUAUGAUGAAGAUGGGACCCUCUCUAUAUACGUUCUCCAGGUGAUGACAUUCGGGGCCUGUUGCUCCCCUAGCAGCGCCCAGUUCGUGAAAAACCUAAACGCCGAGCGCUUCAAGGGGGAUUAUCCAGCGGCGGUUGAAGUGAUCCAGAAACGGCACUACGUUGACGACAUGCUGGUGAGUGUGGCAACAGAGAAAGAAGCUGUCGAACUCGCAUUGCAAGUGAAGGAGGUACACGCAGCUGGUGGCUUUGAAAUCCGUAAUUGGAUCAGCAACUCCAAGCGCGUCGCUGAGGCCUUAGAGGAGAACAACACCGAAGAAAAGAACCUCGACCUUUCACCGGAACUAGCAACGGAGAAGGUUCUCGGUAUGUGGUGGUGCACCAACGCAGACACCUUUACCUACAAGGUUGGAUGGGAUCGAUAUGGCCGAGCGCUACUGGAGGGCCAACGCCGUCCAACAAAACGACAAAUGCUGCGUGUACUCAUGUCCGUAUUUGAUCCGCUUGGGCUUAUAGCCCAAUUUUUAAUGCACCUGAAAAUUCUGCUACAAGAAGUCUGGCGUUCGGGCAUCGGCUGGGAUGAUCAAGUCGAUGAAACCAUUUUCGAAAGAUGGCAAACCUGGCUCAACGUUCUACCAUCAAUCGAAAAGAUAAGCAUACCACGGUGCUACGCCGCCAGAAAUAGUAUUCACCACGGGGAUGUACAGCUCCACACGUUUGUGGAUGCUAGUGAAAACGGUAUAGCGGCCGCAUGCUACCUUCGGUUCAACCAUGUGGACGUCGUGGAAUGCAAUAUAGUUGCCGCAAAAACCAGAGUCGCGCCGUUGAAAUAUCUCUCUAUUCCCCGACUGGAGCUUCAAGCAGCAUUGAUUGGAUCUCGCCUGGCUCGAACACUUUGCGAAGCCCUCACGAUCCCCAUUACCCGCCGAUUCUUCUGGUCUGACUCCCAAGAUGUCCUGUGCUGGAUCAGAUCAGACCACCGCCGUUACUCACCAUUUGUAGCGUUUCGGGUUAGCGAAAUUCUAGAGCAGACGGAGAUGACUGAAUGGAGGUACGUUCCCACCGAUUUGAACGUUGCGGAUGAUGGCACAAAAUGGAAAGGACUUCCAAAUCUGGAACCUCAAGCUAGAUGGUUCAACGGCCCACAAUUUCUCUAUCUCGCAGAAAAUCAUUGGCCACUCUCGUCAAGAAACUUGAACACCACCGACCUUGAACUCCGCCCCAGCGCAAUGCCACACUUCGCCGCACCUGAUUCCAUCGUACGAGUAAACAACUUCUCCAACUGGAGUCGAUUAGUUCGAGUAAUUGCGUUAGUCCAGCGUUUUUUCAACAAUUGCAAGUUGAAGCGUUUGAAGAAGCCCAUUAUUAGCUGCCCUCUUGCCAGCUCAGAAAUGAGUUCCGCUGAAGCCUAUUUACUACGACAGGCGCAGCUGGAAACUUAUCCCGACGAAGUCACUCUUCUUCAACGAUCGCAGCAUGAGCCAACGCUACUCAAAACACCGUUGCCUAAAACAAGCCCUCUGCAUCAAAAAUCACCUUGGCUGGACCAUAAUGGAGUUUUACGAAUGCGAGGCCGCAUCACCAACUGCGACUACGCAACCGAAGACGCCAAACAUCCAAUCAUCCUUCCACGUGACCACCCUACCACCAAGUUGAUUAUUGCACAUUUUCACCAAAAAUUCCACCACCUGAACCAUGAGACCCCUUCACCAACGUCCGAAAUAACUGCCAACGCUGCAAGAGUCGUUCCAAGAGUGCCGAUUAUGGCGGACCUACCGACAGCUAGACUCAGUGCUUUCGCACGCCCCUUCACCCAUGUCGGAGUUGAUUUUUUCGGACCAUACGAGAUUGUCAUUGGUCGCCGAGCAGAAAAGCGUUGGGGUAUGCUGGCCACCUGCCUCACGACCCGCGCAAUCCACAUUGAAGUCGCUCAUUCACUCAACACCGAUUCAUGUGUGAUGGCGCUACGAAACUUCAUAUCACGACGAGGAAAACCGAGAACCAUCCACAGUGAUCGAGGGACGAAUUUCAUCGGUGCGAACCGAGAAAUGAAAGAAGCAAAUGUCGCCGUCCAGCAAACCGAGAUAAUGAGAGAGUUUAUUGAUGCAGAUACAAGCUGGCAGUUUCUUCCUCCUGCUUCACCUCAUAUGGGUGGUAGUUGGGAACGCUUAAUCGGCAGCGUCAAGAAAAAUUUAAUGGCGAUCCUACCAAUGAGAAAAUUGACAGACGAAGUCUUGCGCAACCUACUCACAGAAGUAGAAAACACUAUCAAUUCCCGACCGUUGACCCACGUUCCGGUAGACGAUGAUUCGGCCCCUGCUCUAACACCCAACCAUUUCUUGCUUGGCUCGUCGAACGGAGUAAAACCACUCUGCACCAUAGAUGACCAUGGUUCCGCACUACGGCAGUGUUGGCGGCUGUCCCAAGUUCAGGCCAAUCUAUUCUGGAAGCGGUGGAUUAACGAUUACCUACCUGAAAUAACCCGCCGCACCAAGUGGUUCACCGACACGAAACCAAUAGAAGAGAAUGAUGUGGUGGUGAUUGUGGACCCAAAACUGCCUCGGAACUGUUGGCCGAAAGGCAGAAUCAUCUGUACCCGACCUGGACGAGAUGGACAACCAAGAUCCGCAACAGUGAGAACAACAACAGGUAUCUACGAACGUCCGGUAGCUAAGUUGGCUGUGCUUGACGUGAGGAGCGAAGCGGAGUAA